Messenger RNA from Choloepus didactylus (southern two-toed sloth), 1470 nucleotides. Its product is annotated as serine/arginine-rich splicing factor 3-like. The transcript has a single exon. NCBI's taxonomy places the organism in Eukaryota, Metazoa, Chordata, Mammalia, Pilosa, Megalonychidae. The record is from RefSeq and is a predicted model, not a curated record. Gene Ontology annotation, molecular function: RNA binding. The coding region runs from base 33 to 524 and encodes 163 amino acids. Gene Ontology annotation, biological process: mRNA splicing, via spliceosome. Gene Ontology annotation, cellular component: nuclear speck.
UGAUCCUCCGCGUUUCAGCCCAAGAUCUCGAAAUGCAUCGUGAUUCCUGUCCAUUGGACUGUAAAGUUUAUGUAGGUAAUCUUGGAAACAAUGGCAACAAGACUGAAUUGGAACGAGCUUUUGGAUAUUAUGGACCACUCCGAAGUGUAUGGGUUGCUAGAAACCCUCCCGGCUUUGCUUUUGUUGAAUUUGAAGAUCCCCGGGAUGCCGCUGAUGCUGUCCGAGAACUAGAUGGAAGAACACUAUGUGGCUGUCGUGUAAGAGUGGAGCUGUCGAAUGGUGAAAAAAGAAGUCGUAACCGAGGCCCUCCUCCUUGGGGUCGUCGCCCUCGAGAUGAUUAUCGUAGAAGGAGUCCUCCUCCUCGCCGCAGAUCGCCAAGAAGGAGAAGCUUCUCCCGCAGCCGAAGCAGGUCCCUUUGUAGAGACAGGAGAAGAGAAAGAUCACUGUCUCGGGAAAGAAAUCACAAGCCUUCCCGAUCCUUCUCUAGGUCUCGUAGCCGUUCUAGGUCUAAUGAAAGAAAAUAGAAGAUCAGUUUGCAAGAGGAGUGGUGUACAGGAAAUAACUUCAUUUGACGGGAGUAUGUACAGAAAAUUCAAGUUUUGUUUGAGACUUCAUAAGCUUGGUGCAUUUUUAAGAUGUUUUAGCUGUUCAAAUUUGUUUUUUGUCUCAAUGGUGACACACAUGAGGAUGUAACUCUAUGGUUUAAAAUUGAUCAUAUGAGGCAUGUUGUAAUAUCAAGAAUUUGUUACUUUACAAUGUUCCCUUAAGCAAAAUUGAAUUUGUUUUGAAUUUUUAGUCUUGCUUUAGACGGAUAAUAAACCUCUAAAUCCUGUCCAGCCAGAGUGUGCUGUUUUAAUAGUAUGGAAAUAAAACUGGCAAAAAUUAAGGUCUUUAAUUUUUGUCCAUAGCUGGGAAGUAGUAUGCAAUUGUAGUUGAAAAAGCAGUCUUUUAAAAGUGCUGUGAAUACAAGCCAGCUGGUAAAAAAAAAAAAAAUUUAAAUUAGAUCAGAGGUUUUAAAAAAAUUACAGUCUUCACUGGGCACGAUUGCCCAGUUGGUGUAGAAUCUGAUGUUUCAAGAAAGUUACCUUUGCUUUUAGGUCAAGUUCCUUAUGUGAUUGCUGUGUAUUGAAUACAUAGCUGUUUAAUAACAUCCUUUUGCGGGGGGUGGGGUGGAAUUUGAGACUGUUAAAGAUAUCUGUGUCCUGCCAGUUUAAGGGUACAUUGUAGAGCUAAACUUUGAGUUACUGUGCAAGAUUUUUUUCAUGCUGUCAUUUGUAAUAUGUUUUAUGAGAAUCCUUGGGAUUAAAGUUUUGGUUACAAAUUGUUGUUUAACUUGAAAGCCUGAAAGCCUGUUUUUCCUUGCAAAUCUGUGAGCUUGGUACCAAGUCCAGGUAUAACAUUCCUGUUGGAAGCCAUACUUAAUAUUUUCUUGUAAAGUGCUUUUGAAGUAAUAAAAUAAUAGCAUAAUUG